This is a messenger RNA of Megalops cyprinoides (Indo-Pacific tarpon), 1191 nucleotides long. It is a transcript of the gene tmem121b, whose product is annotated as transmembrane protein 121B. Lineage: Eukaryota; Metazoa; Chordata; Actinopteri; Elopiformes; Megalopidae. The record is from RefSeq and is a predicted model, not a curated record. The transcript has a single exon. The coding region runs from base 1 to 1191 and encodes 396 amino acids.
AUGAUCGCAGCAUUUGGAAAAGAAAAUUCCGAAACCGACUUUCCCCACCCCGAAGCGGUGAUCUGCCCAUCUCCCCUCUCCGCGUCCUCGGAAAACCGCGAUCUGUUCAUUAGAAACACCUCGUCUAGGAGAGACACGCAGACCUCCACAGGCAGCGCGAACCCAGAGGAAAGCAGCACAAAGCGCCUGGUCUGUUCUGCAGCUGCCACCGCUGCCUACAUCAUGACAUCUGGAGAGUUCAUGCAUACCACUCCCCUGUUCAUCCGGAGAUCCAAGAGAAACAUCCUCUAUAAGAUCCUCUGCUUCCUCGUGCUGCUCCUCCAAGGAGGCAUCCUAGAUUUCUACCUGAUUGUGUUCACCGAUCUCUACUGGUGCUCCUGGAUAGCCACCGACCUAGUGGUGAUGACAGGCUGGGGAAUUUUCUUUCUAAAAAACGCCAGGAGCAAACGGGAGCGAGCUUGUGGAUUCCACCAGAAGAGCUCCAUAUUCGGCUGCAACCUGGGGGAGUUCACCUACGCUUACCUCGCCUGGCUCAUUUAUGUCAUAGCGUGCACCCCUAAAGUGGUUCUUAUACUGGAGACUUCGAUCCUAGACCUCAUCAUGUUGAAAGUGCCGCUCGGAAUCACCGGCUUCAAGAUCAUCAUCACGCUUUCCGCGCCGCUGCUCUACUGCCUGAUAAACUCAGUCAUCGAGGACUUGAACGGAGCGACACGUUAUCAUUCCCAGAGUUGCUUUUUGAACACCUGCUUGGACAUGCUGGACAGCUUCACUUUGAUCGAAAUGCUCCUAAGGAACGAGAUUCCAACCGUCUACUUGAAGUACACUGUCAUCUCCGUCUACUUCAUCGCGCUGGGUGUACCCGUGCUUUGGCUGUACGAGCUGACAGCCUCCCAGAUGCGCUGUCGGUGGAUCUGGUCUAGGUUCCUCUCCGGCGUCUUGGUCAACGCUCCUUUGCUUGUUGUAAGAUGUUUUCUGGUUUACGUUUACAAAAUGCCUAUGUCGGUGUUGAUGUUUAAGAACAUGUUCUUCCUGGGUUGUAAGUGCCUGGAGUUGAUUGAGCAAUGUCUAACCGUGCGCGGAGCUCGAAGGUUCGCCAGCAGUAACCCGGCACAAGUGUCCCAUUGCGUCUCUGAGAACGACAUGUGUCCACACGGCUAUGUCAACACCUUGGCCGUGACCACUCAGUCCUAA